Molecule: messenger RNA, 1338 nt
Organism: Callorhinchus milii (elephant shark)
Lineage: Eukaryota; Metazoa; Chordata; Chondrichthyes; Chimaeriformes; Callorhinchidae
Product: linker for activation of T cells family member 2
Exons: 13
Coding region: 212-838 (208 amino acids)
Biological process (GO): B cell activation; calcium-mediated signaling; B cell receptor signaling pathway
Cellular component (GO): plasma membrane
Source: RefSeq, a predicted model, not a curated record
AGAGGAAACCCAGUGUUCUCAGUUUCUGCCUGGUGAGUGACAGCCCAUCAGAGUAAGAGCAUGCAGAGCGGAUGUGGUACUGGGUUUCUGUUAAAGAGCGGAAACAAAGCACAAAUAUUUUCACGUUCAGUCUUUCCCUGACACCAGAGCCACGAUGAGGAGGAGAGGAAGAGACUCCUGAGGUAGUAGCUUUCCAUUUCCAGAUCUGGUCAUGUAUCAGGGACAGUUGUGGUGGGGAAUUCUCUCCGUGCUCCCCCUAGGGAUCCUCGUGACGCUCUGUGCAAGGUGCAGACGAACCAGGGGUCGCACUGUGAUCCGAGAGGAGACUAGGAGGAAAGGGCGCAGCGUUCACGGGAAUGAAGAUAAGAAACAAUUUGAAGUGGUCAGAUCAUACACAGUGACAAGACAGGAUCACGGACCGAGGCCGCCAGCACCACUGCCAGAGACUACGACUAUCUCAACUAUUUCGGAAUUCACCGUUCAUCCCGGAGUAGAUAUUUCACCAAACUACGAGAACAUACUAAUUGGAAAUGAACUCGAUCUGGAAGAGACCUAUGUGAAUCCCAUCGCCUCAGAUUAUGGUUUCCCUCAGAAAUGUUUUCAUCCUUCAGAUGAGGAUGCAAAUGAUUAUGAAAACCUGUCAGAGAGCCGGACAUCAUUGGCAAACUACGGAAAUGCCGUUUACAUCGAGCGAUGGAAACAUCCCCCGGAUGACAAAGACUUGUGCAACACAAAACCUCAGUCACAGAUUCAUGGCAGCUCUUUAGCCAAGGCGGAUGGUGACGAGGAUGAUGAUGAUGACGACGAGCCUGACUACGUCAACACUGUUCCUUGCUAGCACAGCUAUAGAAAUUUCAAUGGAAUCUGAAACAGACUUCACUCAGCCACACACUGUGAAGGAAGAGUAAAUGCUCCGGGAGACUGCGGACUAUCAACAAAAGAUAAUCUGCUAGCUUUUGGAGAAUCUCUUCAUUUUUCUCCCAGCACAAGGCAUUUUACACGUAGCUUCGAUGGUCAAUUUGUUGGUUUGAGUAAGUGAACCUGCAAAGCUCCCCCCUCCAACCGGCCAGGACAAGGGAGCUAUUGCAAGGGAGACAUUGUUCAGCUAUUGCACCACAAUGAAAGAUUCAUGAUGCAUCUUGGCAACUUCAACACACUCAUUGAGCUUUGAAAACUCCAUGUUCAGAUAAAUUGUUCAAACAAUGACCAGCAGAAACACACAAUUAGUGCCAACCCCACAGCUAUACUAGCCCCUAAUGAUUCAGCUUCAACCGGGUCAAUGUAUUUGGUACAGGUGGAGUCCUGUAGCUCAGUGGUUAGAGCACUCGCUUUGCAAGU